Messenger RNA from Rotaria sordida, 1167 nucleotides. The record is from the annotation of a GenBank genome assembly. NCBI's taxonomy places the organism in Eukaryota, Metazoa, Rotifera, Eurotatoria, Philodinida, Philodinidae.
AUGGAAUCAGACAAUGCACACGGGGAAGUGUUUCUAUUCACAUCAGAAUCAGUCGGUGAAGGACAUCCUGAUAAAAUCUGUGAUCAAGUUAGUGAUGCUAUACUCGAUGCUUGUUUAGAGCAAGAUCCAAAUUCUAAAGUUGCCUGUGAAUCAUGUACGAAAACUGGUAUGGUCUUAGUAUGUGGUGAAAUAACAACAAGAGCUAGUCUUGAUUAUCAACAAAUAGUUCGUGAUACAGUUCGUGAUAUUGGUUGGGAUUCAUCAGAUAAAGGUUUUGAUUAUAAAACCAUGAAUGUUCUUGUUGCACUUGAACAACAAUCACCUGACAUAGCUCAAGCCGUUCAUGAAAAACGAACUGAUGAAGAUAUUGGUGCUGGUGAUCAAGGUUUAAUGUUUGGUUAUGCAACUGAUGAAACUGAAGAAUGUAUGCCAUUAACUGUCGUACUUUCUCAUCAUCUUAAUGCUAAAAUGGCUGAAUUAAGACGUAAUGGUCAAUUAGAUUAUCUUCGACCAGAUUCAAAAACUCAAGUUACUGUUGAAUAUAAAUUUGAUAAAGGUGCAUGUAUUCCUCAACGUGUUCAUACAAUUGUUAUAUCAACUCAACAUAGUCCACAAGUAACACAAGAACAAUUACGUGAUGAUCUUCUUAAUAAAGUUAUUAAACCUGUUGUACCAAAAGAAUUACUUGAUGGUAACACAGUUUAUUAUUUAAAUCCAUCGGGUAAAUUUGAAAUUGGUGGUCCACAAGGUGAUGCUGGUUUAACUGGCCGAAAAAUUAUUGUCGAUACAUAUGGUGGAUGGGGUGCUCAUGGUGGGGGUGCAUUUAGUGGUAAAGAUCCAUCGAAAGUUGAUCGUUCAGGAGCUUAUGCUGCUCGUUGGGUCGCUAAAUCAUUAGUUAAAGCAAAACUUUGUCGUCGUUGUCUGGUUCAAGUAUCUUAUAGUAUAGCUAUCGCUGAACCAUUAUCUAUUGCUGUUUUUUCUUAUGGUACUUCAAAAAAAACAGAUAAAGAAUUACUUGAAAUAGUUAAAAGAAAUUUUGAUCUUCGUCCAGGUAUUAUUAUUCGGGAUCUCAAUUUAAAAACUCCAAUCUAUAAGAAAACAGCAUGUUAUGGACAUUUUGGUCGAUCAGAAUUUCCAUGGGAACAAGCUAAACAACUUAAAUCAUGA